This is a messenger RNA of Xenopus laevis (African clawed frog), 2304 nucleotides long. It is a transcript of the gene gpr139.L, whose product is annotated as probable G-protein coupled receptor 139. The record is from RefSeq and is a predicted model, not a curated record. The coding region runs from base 226 to 1413 and encodes 395 amino acids. The transcript has 2 exons. Lineage: Eukaryota; Metazoa; Chordata; Amphibia; Anura; Pipidae.
CUUCCUGCUCCAUACAGAACAUAGACAGGCUCCUUUGGCCACUCUGCGUAGAUCUAUUGCAGGAAAAAAAAAACUGCUCGCUCAUCCACAUUUCAAGCUAUAAAUUGGUCCUGCUGAGGACUGCUCAGUUCUCCCCAGAGUAAAGCAUGCAGCAAACGGUGGCAGCAGCGCUGCUCUCUCUCAUCAUUAUUAUAGCAGUGAGCAGCAGGUGGAGGGAGUUCUGGGAUGCAGCAGGGAUGCACUGAAGGACAAAGCUGGCUUGCUGGAUGCACAUCUCUCUUUAGAAGGCGGCUGGCAUAUGACUUUUUCUUUCAUUUGUGCUUUGAAGAACCCCAUUCCAGCGGCACAGGAGAAACCAACAACUCAAUGGAGCACAAUCACAUCUACAACACUUCUCUUCUUUCUCACAAGUACGGCUGUGGCUUGGGAUAUGUACCUGUUAUAUACUACAGCAUCCUGCUAUGCCUAGGACUGCCAGCAAACAUCUUGACGGUGAUCAUCCUGUCACAGCUGGUGGCCCGCAGACAAAAAUCCUCGUACAACUAUCUCCUGGCUUUGGCUGCUGCAGACAUCAUGGUCCUGUUCUUCAUCGUUUUUGUUGACUUUCUGCUGGAAGACUUCAUUCUUAACAAACAGAUGCCUCAAAUGUUGGAUAAAAUUAUUGAAGUCUUGGAGUUUUCUUCCAUCCAUACUUCUAUCUGGAUCACGGUUCCAUUAACAAUCGACAGAUACAUAGCAGUGUGUCACCCUCUUAAAUACCAUACGGUGUCUUUCCCGGCCCGUACAAGGAAAGUCAUUGUAAGUGUAUACAUCACUUGCUUUUUGACUAGCAUCCCAUACUACUGGUGGCCAAACAUUUGGAUUGAGGAUUACACAAGCACAUCAGUACACCAUAUCCUCAUCUGGAUCCAUUGCUUUACAGUUUACUUAGUCCCCUGUUCCAUUUUCUUUGUGCUAAAUUCAAUCAUAGUAUACAAGCUCCAGCGGAAAAGCAAUUUUCGAUUGAGGGGAUACUCAACAGGGAAAACUACCGCCAUUUUGUUUACAAUUACAUCUAUCUUUGCCAUUCUUUGGGCACCUAGAAUAAUUAUGAUACUCUACCAUCUUUAUGUGUCCCCAAUACAUAACAGCUGGUUGGUACACAUUGUAACGGACAUUGCGAACAUGUUAGCUCUGUUAAACACGGCAAUUAAUUUCUUCCUCUACUGUUUUAUUAGCAAACGGUUUCGCACAAUGGCAGCUGGGACACUGAAGGCAUUUUUCAAGUGCCAGAAACAACCUGUUCAGUUUUAUACAAACUACAAUUUUUCUAUAACCAGCAGCCCCUGGAUUUCCCCAGCUAAUUCACACUGUAUUAAAAUGUUUGUUUACCAAUAUGAUAAGAAUGGGAAGCCAUUAAAAGUAUCCCCAUGAAGGAAAGGUAUGGCAAUUGUUUGGGAAUACAGCUACUUGAUGCUAUUGUGGCAGUUUAUUUUGCACUCACGUGCAUUGGUGCUUUCUAUGGGUCAUCUGAUUUAAAGAUGCUGUUGAAUGAAAGCACAUGUGGCCAGUUGAAGGGAUUGCAGGAUCCAUUAUGGAGGUGCAGGUGGUAUAAAGAACAUGUCGAAGCCUCUCUCAGCAGAAUCAUCAUUUGUGAUUUUUGAGUUUUUACGAUAAAAACUGACAUUUACAAGCAGUAGUGCAAUAUGAAGUUCUUGAAACAUUUCAUUAAAGACAUUUUGUGGUGCUUAGAUAAUGCCAUCCAUAGCAGCUAUAUUAGCUCUUCAUAUAUUCCACCAUAAGCCGAUUUUUUUUCUGGGGAAUGUUUCUAAUAUCUUUUAUCCUUUAUUGGAUGUGCACUUGUUUGAAAAGACGUGUCACAUAUAUACAGUAUACAGUAAAUGGUUGAAUGGUUGAUUAAUUAAUGUUUGUGUUCUUUGUCCAAAAUAAUUUAGUUAUAACUACAGAGCAUUUUGCUAAAUUUCUACUGUCUUUUUAUCUACGGUAUGUGAAUGAUGAUGUUUUUGUUUAUGGUGUGAUUUGCAUCUUCUCCCUUAUAGUUUCAGUGAGCUGUGUGUGUGUAUUAUCCACUGGAAUUAAUAGCAGACACAUAUAGCCAUUUGUACAUGAGUUUGCUUGCAUUGUGAAUGAACCGUUUCUUUUGUAAUAUACCAAUUGUUAAACUCUAAACACAUGCCUUAAUAAACAAAAUCAGCAUAGGUUUUCUUAUCUGAAUGGGAUAAAAAGCACAUUGAGCUUAAACUUCAGAACAAGUACUUCCAUUCUUAUUCUUGCCACACAAUCUAACAGAGCGCUUGCAGAGUG